Messenger RNA from Rubroshorea leprosula, 593 nucleotides. NCBI's taxonomy places the organism in Eukaryota, Viridiplantae, Streptophyta, Magnoliopsida, Malvales, Dipterocarpaceae. The record is from the annotation of a GenBank genome assembly.
GUAAACCCCCGCGUUGUUCCCUGCGUUUAACUUAGGAGGGAUCGAAGAAGCCGGUUGGAUCCAGUAUGGAUAAGAACAUGCUAGCAGGACUCGAGGGUCUUCCUGAGGAAGAUAAGGUCCGAAUGGCCUCCAUGAUCGAUCAUCUCCAGAUGCGCGACAGUCUUAGGAUGUAUAAUUCACUUGUGGAGAGAUGCUUCAAUGACUGCGUGGAUAACUUUACACGCAAAACUCUACAGAAGCAAGAGGAAACCUGUGUCCAGCGUUGUGCUGAGAAGUUCUUAAAGCACUCUAUACGUGUAGGCAUGAGGUUCGCCGAGCUCAAUGCUCAAGCAGCAACACAAGAUUAAAAGCACAAAUGCACCAUCGAACCAACCUGGAUGGGAUUCAGAUUUUGGUUUUUGCUUUUGUUUACUAAAGAUCUUUCAUUGACAUUUCAGGUUUGAUGCCUGUGUAAUCUUUUAAUUUAAGCCUAAUGAAUUAGAUUUCCAACAAAAUUGUUUGUCUAUCUGUAAGUUAACUUGAGAAGUUGUCCAAGUAGCCUUGAUUAUUUGCAAGGGACGAAGAAAAUUUGAUAAUAGAGCUAAAACUUUUGU